Messenger RNA from Penicillium brevicompactum, 804 nucleotides. Its product is annotated as SDR family NAD(P)-dependent oxidoreductase. Gene Ontology annotation, cellular component: intracellular anatomical structure. The transcript has 2 exons. The record is from RefSeq and is a predicted model, not a curated record. Bases 1 to 804 code for a protein of 267 amino acids. NCBI's taxonomy places the organism in Eukaryota, Fungi, Ascomycota, Eurotiomycetes, Eurotiales, Aspergillaceae. Gene Ontology annotation, molecular function: oxidoreductase activity, acting on NAD(P)H, oxygen as acceptor.
AUGGACUCGGCCUUCACUCACGCCGUCUUCCGGCAGGGAGCUACUGCGCUCAUCACGGGCGCCGCAUCUGGCAUCGGGCUGGCUCUGGCGAAACGAUGCUACUCGUGCCAAAUGAACUUGAUUCUCCUCGACAAGAGCGACGACGGCCUCCAGCAGGCCUUGCAGCAAUUCCCCUCCACCGAGACCAUCACGACCACCGGUCACUCCAUCGAUGUUUCAUCCAUCGACUCAUGGCGAAGCCUUGUGCCCCAGAUUGAAGCCCAGUAUCCCAAUGGCAUCGACCUACUUGUCUUAAAUGCAGGCACUGGCGUCAAGUCCAACAAGGGCUAUCGGAAAAACCCCGAAUACUUCGAAAAAACCUUCGCGAUAAACACUCUGGGAUACAGAAAUGGCACUAUCGCGAUUCUCGACAUGGUCAAGGACAGCAACGAAGCUCGCGCCAUCAUUCUCACGGGUUCCAAACAAGGGAUCACUAAUCCCCCCCCAGCGAUCCCGCCUACAAUGCCUCCAAGGCCGCCCCUCCACCUCUUGGUUCCAGGCUGGACCUACACUGAUCUUUACACUACCGCUUUCAAGGACAAGCCGGUUGGUGCUUGGACUUCCGAGCAGGUGAUCGAUUUCAUGAUUCAAGGAAUGGCCGAGGGAAAGUUUUACAUUAUGUGCCCGGACAACAAAGUGUCGGAAGAGUUGGAUAGGAAGCGCAUUAUGUGGUCCAUAAACGAUUUGCUGAAGGGUCAGCCCCCGUUGUCUCGUUGGCUAGAGGAGUGGGCGGGAAAAGCCAAGAAGGCCAUCUAUGGUGAAUAG